GGAAGGGGCCAGGAUUUUGCAGGGAUGUUUAAUAUGCGGAUCACAUGACGUUGGUGGCUGUGGCAUCCCUGCUUAUCUGCGGAAGGCAGCGGGAGCCGGGGGACUGGGAAGCGGCAGAGAGGGGAGGCCGCCGGGGCCAGGGCAGGCCAGGGCCAGGAGGCGCCAGCCCCCACCUCCCGGACACACGACGGCGGCUGCGGACGACGGACGAUUCAUGUCCAAAGGAUUAACGGAGAUCAGGACGGAAGUGGCCAUGUCGGAGGUGGUGCCCGAACCCCGGCCGAAGCCCGCGGUGCCCAUGAAGCCGGUGGGCAUCAACUCCAACCUGCUGGGCUACAUUGGCAUCGACACCAUCAUCGAGCAGAUGCGGAGGAAGACCAUGAAGACGGGCUUCGACUUCAACAUCAUGGUUGUGGGGCAGAGCGGGCUGGGGAAGUCAACCCUGGUGAACACCCUCUUCAAGUCUCAAGUCAGCCGCAAGUCCUCGGGCUGGAACCGGGAAGAGAAGAUUCCCAAGACGGUGGAGAUCAAAGCCAUCGGGCACGUGAUUGAGGAAGGAGGGGUGAAGAUGAAGUUAACAGUCAUCGACACACCGGGGUUCGGGGACCAGAUCAACAAUGAAAACUGCUGGGAGCCCAUUGAGAAAUACAUCAACGAGCAGUACGAGAAGUUCUUGAAGGAGGAGGUGAACAUCGCCAGGAAGAAACACAUCCCCGACACCCGUGUCCACUGCUGUCUCUACUUCAUCUCCCCUACGGGACACUCCCUGCGACCUCUGGAUCUGGAAUUCAUGAAGCACCUGAGCAAGGUGGUGAACAUCAUCCCUGUCAUCGCCAAGGCCGACACCAUGACCCUCGAAGAGAAGAUCGAGUUCAAGCAAAGGGUGCGCAAAGAGCUCGAGGUGAACGGGAUUGAAUUUUACCCCCAGAAGGAGUUCGAUGAAGACCUGGAGGACAAGAUGGAGAACGACAAGAUCAGGGAGAGCAUGCCGUUCGCUGUGGUGGGAAGUGACAAGGAAUACCAAGUCAACGAGAAACGGGUCCUGGGCAGGAAAACUCCAUGGGGAAUCAUCGAAGUGGAAAACGUCACCCACUGUGAAUUCGCGCUGCUCCGAGACUUUGUUAUCAGGACCCACCUCCAGGACCUAAAGGAAGUGACGCACAACAUCCACUAUGAAACCUACCGGGCCAAGCGGCUCAACGACAAUGGAGGCCUCCCUCCCGUGAGCAACGACACAGAGGAAACCCACGAGAGUAACCUGUGAAUGAUCCCAUCCCCCAGCCAUCCCCCAGACACACUCCCCCCCACCCUCCGACGUACCCUUGUCUCCUCCUGCCCUCUACCCCAUCAACUUCAUGCCACAGGCCUGUCUCUGGUCUCUGUGAAACACCUCUUCUGUAAGUCCGUGGACAUUGUUUGGUUUGGUUUCUAUCUAGUGGGAGAGGCCUAGGUAUAUUUGGGGGGGGUCUUAUUCCUGAGAAGUGGGGGAGAGGGCACGAGGCUCCCCUUUCACAGCUCUUUCCCGAGGACCCCAGAGAGACCCCAAGGUGGGAGGCAGAACUGGCACCGGGACUCGUUCCUGAGUGGAGAGGAAUUAAUUCGUGCAAUCGUAUAUUAUUGAGCGCUUACCGUGUGCAGAGCACUGUACUAAGCACUUGAUGUCUAGCCUUCCCAAACAGGGAGUCCGGGGUUCUGUCUGGGGGGAUGACGGUGGUCUGGUGGAACGAGGGGGUGCAAUUAAAGCUCAGGGAGAAGGAGCUAAAGCAGAGGGAAUGGUGAAUCAUUUAUAUUAUGAAGGUAUAUAAGAAGAACAAAGGUCUCCAAGUGGGGAGGGGCAGUUGCUUCACGCUCUCCUGACAGCUCCAUCUGGCCUCAAAGCAACAUCUCUCUCUUUCUCUCGUUUUCUACAGUAAUCCAGUUCCCUCCCCCUUCCCCUAUCAGCCCCUCUUCUUUAUCUCCCUUGCCCAGCCUGUACGCUCUGCCCCCUUCAACUCUUUCUCUCCUCUUCCUCACGGCCUUCAGGGGCUCCCUGCAUCGAUUCCCCCAAGCCGGUUAGCAAGCCCCGGUUGCUUUUUCCGUUAACCCUGAAAUUGUCAACGGACUUGCUUCCUCUGGGCGGGACAAAGGAGUUACUGUUCUUCGCUUGGGGCUGAGAGCGGAGGCCUGGAGCUGAGGGCAGGGUGACAGUGCCAGCGGGAGAACAAAAAGAUCCACCUUUGAAAA
Molecule: messenger RNA, 2223 nt
Organism: Ornithorhynchus anatinus (platypus)
Lineage: Eukaryota; Metazoa; Chordata; Mammalia; Monotremata; Ornithorhynchidae
Gene: SEPTIN3
Product: septin 3
Exons: 10
Coding region: 215-1264 (349 amino acids)
Biological process (GO): cytoskeleton-dependent cytokinesis
Cellular component (GO): neuron projection; septin ring; microtubule cytoskeleton
Molecular function (GO): molecular adaptor activity; GTPase activity; GTP binding
Source: RefSeq, a predicted model, not a curated record